Molecule: messenger RNA, 893 nt
Organism: Megachile rotundata (alfalfa leafcutting bee)
Lineage: Eukaryota; Metazoa; Arthropoda; Insecta; Hymenoptera; Megachilidae
Biological process (GO): regulation of transcription by RNA polymerase II
Molecular function (GO): DNA-binding transcription factor activity, RNA polymerase II-specific; RNA polymerase II cis-regulatory region sequence-specific DNA binding
Source: RefSeq, a predicted model, not a curated record
AUGCCGCGAUGUUUGAUCAAAUCGAUGACAAGAUACAGAAAGAACAACAGUUCGACCGAAGAGUCCGAAUUACCAUGGACUCCACCAUCAUCGGUUGACGCGAAACGAAAAAAUCAAGCUAAAGAGAGUUCCUCAAAAUGCAGCAAUAUUUGGACGUCGUCAAAGCUGCCAAUCGUAACACGAUACACAUUCAACAAAGGAGCCAACAUGUUGUGGAACAAGGAAUUAUUGGGAGAUUUAGGAGGGAUGCGUUUCUCCGUGUUAGAGAACGCUACAUUAUCGACUGGUGGUGAUACCAUGUUUAAUAACGAUCGAAAGACCGUGGGUCCAAUUAAUGAGCAAAUGGUAGAGAAAAUGCCAUUGUCGUCGAGCAUGACAAAUCUAGAAUACCCGGUGAACGUAGGAAACGACGAAAUUAAAGUCGCAGUCAAUUUGAAUAGAACAUUCGAUGGGACUGAUAUGCAAUCGACUUCGCAAGCGUUGUACCUGGCUUCGAACAAAAAGCAAAUUGAUUCUACACAAAGUCAGUAUUUCAACAACCUAAAUAAAUCGAGUGUGGAUAACGCUCAGAAUUGGAAACGGAAUAAAACUAUGCAUUAUUGUCCAUACUGUCGUAAAAGUUUCGACCGUCCGUGGGUACUGAAGGGUCAUUUGCGUCUUCAUACAGGCGAACGGCCUUUCUCGUGUCCAGUGUGUCACAAAUCUUUUGCUGAUCGAUCAAAUUUACGCGCUCAUCAGAGGACACGAAAUCACCACCAAUGGCAAUGGCGAUGUGGCGAAUGCUUCAAAGCAUUUUCACAAAGACGAUAUUUAGAACGACAUUGUCCCGAAGCAUGUAGAAAAUAUAGAAUAUCUCAAAGAAGGGAACAACAUUGUAGUUAAUUUUCUACAGU